GGCGGGGCGAGGGCGGGGUCGGGCCAGCUCCGGGGCGGGGCUUAAAUGUGGGCGGGGCCUCCCCGAGUUCCGGAGUCGAGUCGCUGUCUGGGCCGGAGCGGAGAUGCAGCCGCCGCCCCGAAAAGUGAAGCCGGCCCAGGAGGUGAAGCUUCGCUUCCUGGAGCAGCUGAGCAUUCUUCAGACCCGGCAGCAGAGGGAGGCAGAUCUGCUGGAGGAUAUCAGAUCCUACAGCAAGCAGAGGGCAGCCAUUGAGCGGGAGUAUGGGCAGGCACUCCAAAAACUGGCUGGGCCAUUCCUGAAGAGGGAAGGACACCGGAGCGGGGAAAUGGACAGUAGACCCUCUCUGGGGAGAGGCAGGAUGGUGUUUGGUGCCUGGAGAUGCCUGCUGGAUGCCACCAUGGCUGGGGGCCAAGCCCGGCUCCAGGCGUCUGACCGCUACCGGGACCUGGCAGGGGGCACGGGGCGGAGUGCCAAGGAGCAGGUGCUUAGGAAGGGAGCAGAGAACCUCCAGAGGGCUCAGGCUGAGGUGCUGCAGUCUGUCCGGGAGCUAAGCCGAAGUCGGAAGCUGUAUGGGCAGCGGGAACGCGUGUGGACCUUGGCACAGGAGAAGGCGGCUGAUGUCCAGGCCAGGCUGAACCGAAGUGACCAUGGCCUCUUUCACACUCGGACCAGUCUCCAGAAACUCAGCACCAAGCUGUCUGCUCAGUCGGCCCAGUACUCCCAGCAGCUGAGAGCAGCCCGAAAUGAGUACCUGCUCAACUUGGUGGCCACCAAUGCCCACCUGGACCACUACUACCAGGAAGAACUGCCAGCCCUGCUCAAGGCCCUGGUCAGUGAGCUGUUGGAGCACUUGAGGGAUCCUCUGACCUCACUGAGCCGCACUGAGCUGGAAGCUGCAGAGAUGGCCCUGGAGCAUGCGCGCCGCGGGGGGCAGGCAACCUCCCAGGUAAGCUGGGAGCAGGAUCUGGAGCUCUUUCUUCAGGAGCCCGGAGUAUUUUCCCCCACCCCACCUCAGCAGUUUCAGCCAGCAGGGAAUGAUCAGGUGUGUGUCCUGGAGCUGGAGGGAGGCGCAGGUGGCGUGGCUGGGGAGAGUGGCCUGGAGAAAGAAGUUCAGCGCUGGACGAGCCGCGCUGCCCGAGACUACAAGAUCCAGAACCACGGGCAUCGGGUGCUGCAGCGGCUGGAGCAGAGGCGGCAGCAGGCUCUGGAGCGAGAAGCUCCGGGCAUUGAACAGCGGCUGCAGGAAGUGAGGGAGAGCAUCCGGCGGGCACAGGUGAGCCAGGUGAAGGGGGCUGCCCGGCUGGCCCUGCUGCAGGGGGCUGGCCUGGAUGUGCAGCACUGGCUGAAGCCAGCCAUGACCCAGGCCCAGGACGAGGUGGAGCAGGAGCGACGGCUCAGUGAAGCCCGGCUGUCCCAGAGGGACCUCUCUCCCACGGCUGAGGAUGCUGAGCUCUCUGACUUUGAGGAAUGUGAGGAGACUGGGGAGCUCUUUGAGGAGCCUGCCCCACAAGCCUUGGCCACCAGGCCCCUCCCCUGCCCUGUGCAUGUGGUGUUUGGCUAUCAGGCAGGACGUGAGGACGAGCUGACCAUCACAGAGGGCGAGUGGCUAGAGGUCAUAGAGGAGGGAGACGCUGAUGAAUGGGUCAAGGCUCGGAACCAGCACGGUGAGGUAGGCUUUGUCCCUGAGCGGUAUCUCAACUUCCCGGACUUCUCCUUCCCUGAGAGUGGCCAUGACAGCGACAAUCCCUUGGGGACAGAGCCCACAGCCUUCCUGGCCCGUGCCCUGUACAGCUACACAGGACAGAGUGCAGAGGAGCUGAGCUUCCCCGAGGGGGCGCUCAUCCGCCUGCUGCCCCGGGCCCAGGAUGGAGUGGAUGAUGGCUUCUGGAGGGGAGAAUUUGGGGGCCAUGUUGGGGUCUUCCCCUCCCUGCUGGUGGAGGAGCUGCUCGGCCCCCCAGGCCCAUCUGAACUCUCAGACCCUGAACAGAUGCUGCCGUCCCCUUCUCCUCCCAGCUUCUCCCCUCCUGCACCCACCUCUGCCUUGGAUGGUUCCUCUGUACCUGUCCUGCCCAGGGAUCAAGACCUGGACUGCCCUGGACCCUUGGACAUGAUGGCACCUAGACUCAGGCCGAUGCGUCCACCGCCUCCCCCACCAGCUAAAGCCCCGGAUCCUGGCCACCCAGAUCCCCUCACCUGAAGCCAGGGGGAAUCACUGUCCCCCAGUGAUGCUGCUGCCCCCAUCUCCGUGCUAUCAGAGACCUCCCCCUCCCAAUGAUCUGGAGCGACACAGCCAAAAGCUGGAAUCUCCUCCAUUUCCAUUCUCACCUUCAGGGGUAGAAAUUUCCCCUAUCCCCAUUUCUGGGGCUGGAACCCACUCCUUUUUUCCCAUCAUCCUCCUGCCAUCUCUAGGGCUGAAACUACCCUCCUUUCUCUUCUGCUACCACCCCAUCUCUAGAGAGGUGGAAUCUCUUGAAAUCUCUGGGGCUGGAAUUCAUCCCCCAGAGUCUUGAGUGGCUCUGGCUCAUCUGUGUCUCCACCCUGGUUCUGUAAACCACCCCUAGUCCAGAUGCCAGAGCCACUGGGGUUGGGGGUGGGGACAGGGUCAGGCCUGUCAGAAGGAGCUGAAGCCAGUAUGCCAAGCAGUUGUAAUGGUCUGAGCGGAUUUAUUGACAGUGAAUAAAGGGCACGAAGCCCAAGCCAGGG
Messenger RNA from Vicugna pacos (alpaca), 2703 nucleotides. It is a transcript of the gene FCHSD1, whose product is annotated as FCH and double SH3 domains 1. Gene Ontology annotation, biological process: regulation of actin filament polymerization; neuromuscular synaptic transmission. NCBI's taxonomy places the organism in Eukaryota, Metazoa, Chordata, Mammalia, Artiodactyla, Camelidae. Gene Ontology annotation, cellular component: neuromuscular junction; recycling endosome. Gene Ontology annotation, molecular function: protein binding. The record is from RefSeq and is a predicted model, not a curated record.